UACCAACCCGGCAGGUUAGACUGAGGAGCAGGGGUUUCACUUUCCACAUAUAAAUGCACAGCUGCCAGUCUUCCCUGCUGCUCUGAGGAGUGCUUGAAGGCCUUGCCAGGAGAAAGGAGGGGAUAGCUACAGGCUUUCAUACAUCCUGAAAUGGACUAGAGCCCGCCCCCGCUUCCCCAGUUCCCAUGCCAUAGUCAAGAUCUGUUGGCACACCAUCUUUAUAAAAGGCACUGCGUUGACUGAACAGCUCUCAGCUUAAGAUUUGGAACCUUGGAGACUGGAUUAAUUCACUUUCCAGCAUUCCUGCAAUGAUUUCUACACAGCACCACUUGUUCCCCAAAGCAGCCCAAACAAUAAUGGAGGAAGAACUCUUGGAAGAAGCAGCUGGACUUCAAGACAGCACUGAAAGUUCUCCAACGUCUGACUCAGGGCCACGCACUUUUAAAAUAUUGCAGAAAUGGGUUCCUAGAGCCUCUUACUAUUUUGACAAAGAACAUUAUUGUUACGCUGGUCAUCAGAUCACCAUUCAAGAGUCUAUAGAAAGCUUGGGAGCUGUAGUAUGGCCUGGUGCCCUUGCACUGUGUCAGUACCUGGAAUCAAACCAACAUGAAAUCAACCUCAGAGACAAGAAAGUGCUUGAAAUUGGAGCUGGAACUGGCCUGGUGUCCAUAGUGGCAAGUAUACUAGGUGCCUUUGUCACAGCUACUGAUCUACCAGAAGUACUUGCAAAUUUGGAAUACAAUAUUUCAAGAAACACACAAGACGCAAAUGUCCCCAAGCCUGAAGUUAAAAAGCUCAUUUGGGGAGAGAAUCUCAAUGAAGACUUCCCCAAGUCAACCCACCGUUAUGAUUUUGUUAUAGCUACUGAUGUUGUGUAUCACCAUACUGCUCUGGAGCCUCUGCUAGCCACAAUGGGUUACUUGUGUCAGCCUGGGACAAUCUUGUUAUGGGCAAACAAAUUCAGAUUCAGCACAGAUUAUGACUUUUUGGACAGAUUCAGCAACAUAUUCAAUAUCACACAUCUAGCAGAAUUUCCAGAGUCAAAUGUCAAGCUGUUCAAAGGCACAUUAAGAGAAAAUUAAAAUCUGAAAAAAAUUCUGAUCCAAUGGUAACAGCCUCAAGAUUACAAAGCAAUAGUACUUACAAGUAACACCCUCUGUUUCAUUAUGGUCUGGUCCAUUUUAAAAAAAGAAGUACAUAGGAACAUAAGAAGCUGCCAUAUACAGAGUCAGACCGUAGGUCCAUCUAGCUCAGUAUGGCAGAGGCUUCUCCAAGAUUGUAGGCAGGAAUCUCUCUCAACCCUAUCUUGGAGAUGCCAGGGAGGGAACUUGGAAUCUAGAUACUAGUUGUGAAAGUCUACUUGCUCACCUGUGGGAGAGGAUAACUAUCAAUUUUAAAGUGUUUAUAUGAACACAAUACUUAAUUAUCACGUGCUAUCCCAGUUUGUGUGUGCAAGAGGUAUGAAAUGCAUAGCUUCUAGCUCUGAAUGCACUUUACCUCUGCAUGCAAUCUGCAUACAUACUCUACAUACAAUGAUUCACAGGGCAUGGACUAGGCCUGUGCAUGAUCAAGUAUCAGAUCCAAGCCGUGAUAAGUAUUGAAAUCAGAUUUUGAGACCCUUGCAAAUAUCAGAUAUGGUAUCAUCAGAUUUCUAAUUGGAAAUCUGAUAAAAAUCAGGGGGAAAUCGCCACAGUGGGAAAAGAAUAAAACCAUAAUCCAGAAAUGGCUGGGCAGAGAGCUCUGAAAUUUGGCACAGAUGUAGUUCAGAAUAACAGGACUCUGUGUAUUUAAGUAAAUUGGUCCAUGCAUUGAUUUUUAAUGAUUUUUUAAGAAUCAAGUCAAAAUUGUACUCACAUCUGAGAAUCAUGGUAGAAAAGUGAUGUCACAUCAGAGGAUCACAGGGAAUGUCACCUGCACUGCUGGCACUUUGCAGAUCUCAGCUGCUGCAAUUAUGGUUCCCUGAAACUUUUUUUUAGGUUUGAUAAAAGUGUUCUUGCAGAGCAUCAUUUUUUCAGGUUUGACAAAAUGGUGGUGUUGUGCAAGAACAUAUUGCCACACCUCCCCAAAACCCCAACAGUGGCUAUUAUGGUUCCCCAAACGUGUUCUCCCACACCUAUCCUACUGCAAAGACAACCAAAGGUGGGGGGGGAGCCUUUGAAAACCAUAAUGGCAGCGGAUAGGGAGUGGUUUGGGUUUGGUGACAGGGAUGUGCACAGAACAAGAUUUGAAUCACAGCACAUCCCUCACACAGGGAGAAGAGCAGGUCCAUACUUGCUCCUCCAACACUUGCCCCAAGGCUAUCAUUGUGCACUUUUGCAGGAAUUCUCCCAGCUGCCCUCGCAUGACACCAGCACAUGGGUGUGCGGCCGCCAUUUGCAUAGUCAGCAUAUGCAAGUGACCACUGCGCAUGCAUGGAGGCCAUGUGUGUGCUGGUGUCACAUGAGGGCGGCUGGGAGAUUCCUUGCCGGUGCACAAUAAUAGUUGGAGGGAGCGCCCCCAAACUUCCUGUGGCAGCGAGCAGUGGAGGAGCAGGUAUGGACCUGCUCUCCUCUCUGUUAAAGAUGUAGGGGAUGUGCUGCUCGAAUUGUGUUUCACAGACUUCCCUAUUUGGCGAGGUGUUCUUGCACAAAGAAGUCAAAUGGCAGAAGCUGGCAGCCAUUUUUCAAACUCUAAUUGGGGGGGAAAUUGCUCUAACUCUCUAAAGCAGGGUUCUUUCUAAUUUGUUUCAUCUGCGUGCAGAAUGAGUUUUAUUCUGGGCGGCAGUAUCAAGGCAGUGAGUGCACACCUGCAUUCAGAGGGGGGGGGGCCUUCCCUGAGCGGUAUCUAAAAUUAACUGAGUGGACAUCAAAAAAUGUAUUUCCAACACCAUUUUGUCUUCUGGUAGUCCUGCCCGCCCGCCCCAAUAUUGCAAUAGUUAUUGCAACAAUUCCAAUCUAAAAUGGAUUUUGAAUAUUCCAGUAUCUCCAAUAUCAAUGAUAAUGUUCCAGUAUUGCUAUCGGAUAUACCCGAUGUACAGGUGUAGCAAGCACACCACUCAAGUGCACUAUCACAUUGUAAGCAUUUUAGUAAAAUGUUUUGUAUUAGGCUUGAAAACUUAACUGGAAUGCCACAGUAAUGGCUCUAGCUCCAACUGUUGCUAAAACAAAGGAGACGGCCAUUUUUAUUCUACAGCAAGUCCCCACUGACUACACAAAGCACCCAUUAAACCAAAUUGGCUGUAGUGUAACACAAGAUAUGCAGAUGAAGCCAGAGCAUUUCGGUUAGGCCUAGGGCCAUAAAUGUGGGCAAUGUUUUCACAGGACUACAGGAAUAAGCAAAUUCCAAAUGGGGCUCUUCCCCCCUACCCCACAAGACUUAAAACAGAUUCAUUAACAGAGCAUAAAAUAUAUGUUCUGACCAAUAUUAUUUGCCCCAGUGCUGAAAAGUGGCUGGCAUCCAGAUUAAAAUACUCAUAAGCAGUCCCCUUGGAAAUGAAACAAGUUAGUCAUGACCAACCUCAUUAAUUUCAGUGGCAUUACUCAUGAGUAAUUUAGUCUGGAUGCCAGCCAGUAACUUUUUACUUGGCCUCCAUGAAGUCAUAUAUGCUUCUCGUUCUUUAGUGCUUUCUCUCUAUUUGCUCUAAAGUAAACACUGACUUAAUGCUUCCAUUAUGUAAUCUGGAAAAAUUAGGACAGAUCUCAGCUUUGUUACUUGUUUUAUUAUUAAAAAUUGAAGUAUGAGAGUGCAAGUUUUUGAUCUUGAAAUUUGCACAUUUAUUCUGCAGUUCUACAUUUCUCAAACAUUAAACAUAUCUGUAUGUAUAAGUUUUACAAUACCUGAUUAAGUGUUAAUUGUCUGACAUUAUAUAUGUAUCAGUUUAUCCCGAUACACUCAAAUAUCCAUGUGAAGCAGAAUAUCUCCAAGCUGAAGAUAUUCAAGAGCACCUUUGCACCAGCAAUUCAGAAUACAUUUAUAGUGAGUGUGAAACGUUUAUUUAAAAAAAUUCAAAAUGUAAACUCUUGCAAGUGAUAUUGGUAAUUAAGUUCCAUUACUGUUAAGUCUAAUAAAUAAGGUUUUUGCUA
This is a messenger RNA of Hemicordylus capensis (graceful crag lizard), 4061 nucleotides long. It is a transcript of the gene METTL21C, whose product is annotated as methyltransferase 21C, AARS1 lysine. The record is from RefSeq and is a predicted model, not a curated record. The transcript is spliced from 6 exons. Bases 309 to 1082 code for a protein of 257 amino acids. NCBI's taxonomy places the organism in Eukaryota, Metazoa, Chordata, Lepidosauria, Squamata, Cordylidae. Gene Ontology annotation, biological process: peptidyl-lysine methylation. Gene Ontology annotation, molecular function: protein-lysine N-methyltransferase activity. Gene Ontology annotation, cellular component: cytosol; cytoplasm.